Suillus subalutaceus is the source of this 1206-nucleotide messenger RNA. Its product is annotated as histidine phosphatase superfamily. The transcript has 9 exons. The record is from RefSeq and is a predicted model, not a curated record. Lineage: Eukaryota; Fungi; Basidiomycota; Agaricomycetes; Boletales; Suillaceae. Gene Ontology annotation, molecular function: phosphatase activity. Bases 1 to 1206 code for a protein of 401 amino acids. Gene Ontology annotation, biological process: dephosphorylation.
AUGGCCAGUACCACAACCACAACCACAACCGCAGCGGGACUGAUCGGUGUUGUUCUUUUGGCUCGCCACGGCGAAAGGACGUCAUACUACCAAAGCCCAACUACAUACAGCUCUACCCAAGCAUAUAUCUCCCCUCUUGGAGAGCAACAAGAAUUUGAACUCGGGAGUUUUCUUCGUAACACGUAUCUCAAUCCCGAUUCGCCGACUUUCAUCCAGAAUACCAGCAUUGACGUAGUAAGAGUCGAUGAGCUGACUGUCCGCGCAGAUGCUGGUGGAGGAAAUGUCAUCCUUAACUCCGCGUAUGCUCUGCUUCAGGGUCUCUACCCUGCCACAAAUAAGUCAGCGAUAACUUUGGGGGAUGGUACAGUCGUCCUUCCUCCUCUUGGGGGAUACCAGUAUGUUCCAGGCAAGUCAUCUUUGGAAUUUUGGCAGGCUCCAUCUCUCACGAGCUGGAUGGAUUGCGAGUAUUUCCAAGAUCACCUGGCCAGAAUUUACGCUUCAUCUGCAUUCAUAAACAUGUCAACCACUGCCGCGCCCUUCCUGACCGCCUUGGAACCUUACUUGGGAAGCGUCAGCAACAACUUCUCGAACAUGUGGAAUAUAUACGACCAUGUCAAUUUCCAGUACACCUAUAACAAGACCUAUUACGAAACCCUACCUCCCACCUUCCUCCAGCAAGCUCGCUAUUACUCUGAUUGGCUCCAACGCAAUGUCUUCACUGAUUCUAAGCAAGAUGGCGUCGGCCAAAUUUCUAUUCGCACACUCCUACCGGAGGUCUUCUGGGCCUUGGGUAACAUGACAAAGACUUCUAACCAAGUCAGGAUGAAUAUUCAGGAAGUCGAUUACAAGCCCUUUAUCAGUCUGUUUAACGUUACGAAUGCCACUGUGACUGACCCCGAUAUUACUGGUACCGUCAACUAUGCUUCUGUCGUUGCCCUUGAAUUGUCGCAGAACUCGCAGGGUCAGCAUGAGGUCAGCAUGAAGUUCAAGAACGGUACUGAGGACAGCCAGUUCCGUCAACUUAAGAUGUUCGGCAACACGAGCAUCACGCUUGACAGUUUUAUUAACCAACUCUCUUGGACUGCAAUCAACUCCACUAACGAAUGGUGCUUCUCCUGCAAUCAGACUAUCCUCCGCGGAUGCUCUGUCUUCAACUACAGUAAAGACCCCUUCUUGCACGGCUAUGGUACCGGUUAUACGGGCUAG